Molecule: messenger RNA, 2916 nt
Organism: Anopheles moucheti
Lineage: Eukaryota; Metazoa; Arthropoda; Insecta; Diptera; Culicidae
Gene: neur
Product: protein neuralized
Exons: 4
Coding region: 630-2780 (716 amino acids)
Molecular function (GO): ubiquitin protein ligase activity
Source: RefSeq, a predicted model, not a curated record
UACAAAAUAUACACAAAUUGCAACAUAGUGGGCUAGUAAUAUAAGGUAGAAUUAGCACUAAGUAGGGCUGCAAGCGUUGCACGAUGUUAGUCAGGUGGAGUGUAAGUGCAAGGUGUCGAAAGCGGUCAGAUAUACGCUAGUGGAUAUUAUGGUGCAGAGACGGACGAUGACAUCUUCGCCGAAUGCGUGUACCUGAGAGUGGUGUGGAUCUUAAUAGUUUGGAGCCCAGCAAACAGUGGGUGGAAGACGUGAAGUGAGUGAGAGCACCCAGUGAAGAACCACCACUAGCCACACACCCGGGCAGGACACAGCCAAUGCGUCCGGCCUGGUACCAUGGGCCAAACUAACAGCGGUUCAUACUUUCAGCACAGAGAACGGAAACGGGUGAAAGUUUUGUGCGUGUGUGUUGGAGAAGUUUUCACGUGAGAGGGAUCGCAUUAUUAUGUGCACACGAUCUGCAUAAUUGACAUUGUUUUGGGUUGCCGAUUUGCCACAAUAAAAAAAAAGGCCUACCACAAGGAACGAUAGUGUGUGACGUUCGGUGGAGUUUCCUGGUAGGUAACAACGUUCCGCUAGUUAGUACCAGUUGUGUGCCGCCUCGCCAAGGGGUGGACUAUAUAGGCCUCUAUAUGGGUGUGCUGAACGUGACCAGUUCCGGUGCCGCAAUCGUCGAGUGCCAGCAACAUCAGCAGCACCAGCAACAGAGCAAGAAAAACGACACAAUCUUCUCACCCAUCAAGAACAAGAUGAAGGUGUUGAAGAAGAUCAAGAAACGCAUGGGACUAGCAACGAGAAGUGCAUCGUCCUGUCCCGGUCCAAACAAUCUGCCCCCGCUACAGUUCCACACCGUGCACGGUGACAAUAUACGCAUCUCGCGCGAAGGUACCGUCGCGAAGCGGUACGAAUCGUUCUGCAAGGGCAUCACCUUCAGUGCGCGGCCGGUGCGCGUGAACGAGCGCGUAUGCGUGAAGUUUCUCGACAUCUCGAACAACUGGAGCGGCGUGAUCCGGUUCGGGUUUACCUGCAACGAUCCGUCGUCGCUGCGCGGCAACCUGCCCAAGUAUGCCUGCCCGGACCUGACGAACAAGCCCGGCUUUUGGGCGAAGGCGCUGAACGAACGGUACUGCUACCGGGGCAAUGUGCUGUUCUACUACGUGACGCCGUCCGGCGAUGUGCACUUCGGCAUCAACGGCGAGGAGAAGGGUGUGUUCAUCACGGAUGUGGACGCACGCGGUCCGCUGUGGGCCGUGAUCGAUGUGUACGGCAACUCGACCGCGAUCGAGUUUCUCGACUCGCGCAUCUACAUGUUCCAGGCCCAGCAGCAGCAGCAGCAGCAUCAACACCAACAGCAACACCAUGGUGCGCAUCCGCACGCGCAAAGCCAAACGCGUCGUCCGACGGAACCGGAGAUCGGUAUGCCGCAGAUGGAAUCGCUCAGCAUUAACCAGCACAACCAUCAGCUGAUGGAGGAGCGGCCGGUAACGUGCGGUGCGCUCAGUCCGUCGACCUCCGUCCGGUAUCACAGCACAGCGCCGGGUUUGCACCCGUUGCCGUUUCAUCCGGUUCGUGGCCGCAACAUAAAGUUUUCCGCCGACCGGUAUGUCGCUACGCGGGCGGAUACGGAGUUCUGCCAGGGGUACGUGUUCUCGCCCCGACCGGUCAAGAUCGGCGAACGGCUGAUCAUUCAGAUCCUCAAGACGGACUCGAUCUUUGUGGGGUCGCUUGCGCUCGGACUGACGUCGUGCGAUCCGGCCAGUCUGCAACUGAACGACCUGCCGGACGAUUCCGACAUGCUGCUGGAUCGGCCUGAAUAUUGGGUGGUGAGCAAGGACGUUGCGUCGACGCUGGUGCGCGGCGACGAGCUGUGCUUCAACAUCACCGUGAACGGGGAGGUACAGAUCAGCAAGAACGGUGGUGCCCCGUCGGUCAUCAUGCACAUCGAUCAGUCGCUUCAGCUGUGGGCCUUCCUCGAUGUGUACGGUUCCACGCAGAGUGUGCGGCUGUUCACGCUCCCACUUCCACCGGUGGCUUCGUCGUGCGCCACCAACAUCUACAUGGCCCGGUCACAUUCAUCGCUGGCCGCCGCCGCCGCCGCCACUAGUCAAUCGGUGCGCAGUCUGCACCAGGAGCAGCAGAUGAUGGCCGAAUCGGCCACCAUGGCGACCGGCAGCUGCCGGACGCUUGCCGGCGGUUCGUCCACUAGCGCACUGGUACAGCAGACAACGGCUACGAACGCCACCGCUUCCGUGCGCCCCGACAUGAUCCAGAUCAAUCCGGGCGGUACGGUGCUGGUCGUUAAUCUGCCACCGACCGAUGUUCUCACCCAGCAGCAGCAGCAACAACAGUCCCAGUCGCAAGCGCAGGCCACCAUUGUAACGCGCGGUAUGACCACCUCCGCCUCGACACUGUCCGUCCCGCUGUCGACCCUUUCGCUUUCGUCGCAUACCGGCUCGACGGGCACGGCCAGCGAGCUGAUGGCCACCACCAACAGCAACAACUACACUGCUAGCAAUUCCGCCUACCCUGAGUCACUGUCAAGCUACAACAACGCUGCCAACUACUCGACCGCAGCGCUGGCCGCGAACGGCAUCUACAGCUCCACGAACUGUGUCGAUUGCACGAUCUGUUUCGAGAAGCCGAUCGAUUCGGUGCUGUACAUGUGCGGCCAUAUGUGCAUGUGCUACGACUGUGCAAUUAAGCAGUGGCGUGGCAUCGGCGGUGGACACUGUCCGCUGUGCCGGGCCGUCAUCCGGGACGUUAUCCGCACGUACAAGUCGUAGACACUCAACAGGGCGGUGAACAAGGGGCUUAGCCAAAGAAAAUGUGGAUCGUGUGGAUCGACGGGACGGUCCUGGGUACAACACACCAAACAAAUGUGAUUAAGCAGGCAGUGCGUAACAGUUGUGAUUUUGUGGA